Phytophthora sojae is the source of this 1167-nucleotide messenger RNA. RefSeq lists its product as hypothetical. The record is from RefSeq and is a predicted model, not a curated record. The transcript has 2 exons. NCBI's taxonomy places the organism in Eukaryota, Oomycota, Peronosporomycetes, Peronosporales, Peronosporaceae. Bases 1 to 1167 code for a protein of 388 amino acids.
AUGAAGAACCGCCGCCUCUCGCGCUCUCACUUCAUGUCCUUGCUGCAUUUGGAGCCACAAGACUCUGAAUCGUCGACCAAGCCCGUCGUCGAUAGUGCUGUCAAAACGAGCGGUCUACCAGACAGCAGCAGCAGAACCUCUUCGCCCAACUCUGAAUCACCUGCAAAACCAAGCCAGCGAAAGCUCUUCGCGUAUGAUCACACUCGACCCGAAAUCCCCGAGACCAAUACCAACGAGCAAGCUAUCCAGAUCCAGCUCUUCAAGUUACUCCGCUCCUCAAAACUUUUCACCGGCAAGAAGAAGCUAUUCAUCCGUAUUUACAGCUUCGCAAAGUGCGUGUGCGACGGCAUCUGGCCGAAAAGCGAAUCAAACCUGACGCUUAGGUGGGGAGCGAUGAAGCGAGCCGAGAAUCGAGGAGCCAGCCUCAAAAUUAAGCUUCGCCUGCCGCCCGGCACGAUCGAGCAGCUCAAGAAACAGCAAUAUGCCGCUGCUAACGAUGCAACCAACACGGCACUCAGCGUGAGCAUGGAUCCAGAUUUGCUAAUAGAUGCUGCUAGCAGCGACGACGACGCUUCCAGCAUUGACAACUUCAACACAGAGCAGGUCAGCUGUGCCGCUGUCCCCGAUCACGAAGCUAGGCCUGCAUCCAGUGAAACCAGCCUCGAAAGUUCCCUCACAGGUGGCAGCAGUACACGUGAGCCAGCGUCAGGUGCAAGUCUAGGCGUGUUAAGCAGAAGUGUUGGUGAAAACAACGCGACACCAUCAGCCGCCAGCCACCCUGCCUUCGUAAUGGAGCAACCGCCUACGAUGCUGACAGAAGAUGAUAUUGAGCGCUUCAGAACACUAGCUAACUCUAUACCUCAAGUGUCAGGUAAAUGGGGGUACCUGCACAAUGUUUUCCUCAAGGAGCAUCCUGAUUCCCAGCUGAGUGCAAAUGCCCUACGGUGCAGACUGAAAGAUCGUCGUAUGCGUGCUCCGAGCACUGUGGAAGCCGCGGUCCAGUUGACUACACCCGUCGGAAGGAAGAGAUCUCGUGCGACAUCGUGUGCAAGCUGUCAAAAGAAGCGAAAGAGAUGCGGAGAUAUGAGUGUCAAUCCGUCGUGUGCACGAGCAUCGAAGCCAAUUAGCUCAUCGAUAGAUUCAUUCUUCAGUACCUUAUCUCAAUAG